UCAGCAAUCAUCACUGCCAUCAUCUAAGCCUUCGUUAAUAGCUAAAGCGAAUUCCCAUUGUAGACGGACUAGAAAAGAAGGUCGGUCUGUGAUUGGCGGAUGUCCCGUUGUCUCCUCCCGGUUUUCCUGACUUGACCUCUUUCCUUGGCAACCACUUCCUCCGAGCGUCCAAACCGGCCAUCUUUACUUAACUCAUUCAUGGAUUUUAUGUAUGUGUGUGUGCGUGUGUGUGUGUGCGUGUGCGUGUGUGUGUAAACACAGUGCAACAUCGUUGCAUUACGCUUGUAACGAACGAGGGGAUUGUUUCCAUUGAUUUUCUUAUCGACGAGUUUCAGCACUACAGAAGCGUAGUGUAUUUCUGUCACUGGCAACGUUGCACUAAAACGUAAAAAUGAGAAAGAAACAGAAUGUAAAACAGAGGAAAGCAGAGACCAUAACCGCGACAAUAGUAACAACACCAUCUGAAUCAACGACAAACACGACACCGGUCGUCCAAGAGUUUGUGGUGGAAAAGAUAAUCCGCCGAAGAGUCUCCGAUGGAAGAGUCGAGUACUUUCUGAAGUGGAAAGGCUUCAAUGAUGCGGACAACACCUGGGAACCGGAGGAUAACCUGGACUGCCCAGAACUCAUAGAAGAGUUCCUCAGAAACCUCUGUUUGUCCGGAGAGAAUCACAAUGAGGAAGAGAACCAGUUUCCUGUGGACCCGGAGCUAGUCCCCAAAGAGGAACUGACAGAGCAGGAGACAGAAAUUUCCUCCCAGCAGGUGUACGAGGAGCAGAGAAAGAUGGAACUACAGGAGCCAGGUGACCAGGAGUCUGACUCUCCUACUGACCUCAACCUCAUCGGCCCCCUUGAACCUGAACGCAUCAUCGGGUCCACAGACAGACGUGGAGAGCUCAUGUUCCUGGUCAAAUGGAAGAACUCAGAUGAGGUGGCCCUGCUGUCGGCGAGGGAGGCCAGCGCCAGGUGUCCCCAGGUAGUCGUGGCAUUUUACGAGGAGAAACUCACCUGGCACUCUGGGGAUGAGGACCAGUAAAGGUUGCUGUGUGUGUGGGGGCGUGUGUUUGUGUGUG
Messenger RNA from Esox lucius (northern pike), 1073 nucleotides. It is a transcript of the gene cbx3b, whose product is annotated as chromobox homolog 3b. The transcript has 5 exons. The coding region runs from base 392 to 1036 and encodes 214 amino acids. Gene Ontology annotation, cellular component: nucleus; pericentric heterochromatin. NCBI's taxonomy places the organism in Eukaryota, Metazoa, Chordata, Actinopteri, Esociformes, Esocidae. The record is from RefSeq and is a predicted model, not a curated record. Gene Ontology annotation, molecular function: chromatin binding. Gene Ontology annotation, biological process: chromatin organization; negative regulation of transcription by RNA polymerase II.